UCUCUCUCUCUCUCUCUCUCUCAUCACAACUCUCCUGUAUCACACAGUCAAGUCUCUCUCACCAAACCCUAGAGAGAUCACCACACACACAAAAAUGGCGAUCCGGCACCUCCUAUCCCUGUCCCGCCGCUCCGCCACCCGCUCCCUCCGAUCCCUCUCCACCGCCUCCGUCGUCGCCACCGCCACCGCAUCAAAACCGCUCCCCUCCCCUCCGCCACCGGACGCCAUGACCUACGACCGCCUCGCCCUUUCCGUCAACCAAAAGCUCAAGCUCCUCGACAACCCCGACCCCCGCUUCUUAACCCACAACUCCCCCCACCCAACCCUAGCCGACCACACCCCCAUCCUCUCCUCCCCCCUCACCCGCAUCACCAUCCUCCCCUCCGGCCUCCGCGUUGCCACAGAGUCCGACCUCGCCUCCAAGACUGCCACCGUCGGCGUCUGGAUCGAUGCGGGAUCCCGCUUCGAGACAGACCAGACCAACGGCACCGCACACUUUUUAGAGCACAUGAUAUUCAAGGGGACCGAGAGGAGGAGCGCGAGGGAGCUCGAGGAGGAGGUGGAGAACAUGGGGGGCCACCUCAACGCAUACACGUCGAGGGAGCAGACCACGUUCUACGCCAAGGUGAUGGAUAAGGAUGUUCCUAAAGCGCUGGAUAUACUGGCGGAUAUACUGCAGAAUUCGAGGUUUGAUGACAAUCGGAUUAAUCGGGAGCGUGAUGUGAUUCUCAGGGAGAUGGAGGAGGUUGAAGGGCAAACCGAGGAAGUUAUUUUCGACCAUUUGCAUGCAACUGCUUUCCAGUACACGCCUUUGGGAAGAACCAUUCUUGGACCUGCUCAAAAUAUCAAGACAAUCACCAAAGAGGAUCUUAAGAAUUAUAUAUCGACACACUACACUGCAAGUAGAAUGGUAAUUGCUGCUUCAGGAGCUGUGAAGCAUGAGGACAUUGUUGAGCAAGUGAAGAAAUUGUUUACCAAGCUGUCAACAGAUCCAACUAUAGCUUCUGAAUUAGUUGCUAAAGAACCAGCGAUUUUUACAGGUUCUGAGGUUAGGAUAGUAGAUGACGAUAUGCCUUUGGCACAAUUUGCGGUUGCUUUCAAUGGGGCUUCUUGGACAGAUCCAGAUUCAAUUGCUUUGAUGGUUAUGCAAUCUAUGUUGGGAUCAUGGAAUAAGAAUGCAGGUGGUGGAAAGCACAUGGGCUCCGAGCUUGCACAGAGGGUUGGCAUUAAUGAGAUUGCUGAAAGUAUGAUGGCAUUUAACACCAACUAUAAAGACACUGGACUUUUUGGAGUUUAUGCCAUUGCUAAGCCGGACUGCUUGGAUGAUUUGGCUUAUGCAAUUAUGUACGAGAUAAGCAAGUUAUCUUAUCGAGUUUCUGAAGCUGAUGUCACUCGUGCUCGUAACCAGUUGAAAUCUUCUCUGAUGCUUCACAUAGAUGGAACCAGUCCUGUUGCUGAAGAUAUUGGGCGUCAGCUACUUACAUACGGCAGAAGAAUCCCAUUCACUGAAUUGUUUGCCAGGAUUGAUGCUGUAGAUGCCAGCACUAUCAAACGCGUUGCAAACCGUUUUAUUUUUGACCAGGAUGUUGCCAUCGCUGCCAUGGGGCCUAUCCAGAGUUUACCUGACUACAACUGGUUCAGGCGCAGGACCUACUGGCUCCGUUACUAGCUGGGCGGGCAGUGAAUGUUUCACUUGUUAUUUUCUCUAUCCCUGGCUUUUUUACCCACCGCGACUCCCUGGGGAUGAGGAUAGAGCCAUUUUGAUCGUCGACUUUUAGCUUUUGACAAUUCUUUAUAACGAACAUGCCUAGUUUGUAUUCAAAAUGAACCGGCAUAGUGUCAUGUUGUUCGUGGCUUACGGUAUGGAGUUUGGACUAGGACAUCUCUUUAUUAAUUGUUGCCGUUUGCAUUUCA
Messenger RNA from Rhododendron vialii, 1914 nucleotides. RefSeq names its product probable mitochondrial-processing peptidase subunit beta, mitochondrial. Lineage: Eukaryota; Viridiplantae; Streptophyta; Magnoliopsida; Ericales; Ericaceae. Gene Ontology annotation, molecular function: metalloendopeptidase activity; metal ion binding. Gene Ontology annotation, biological process: proteolysis. Bases 95 to 1669 code for a protein of 524 amino acids. The record is from RefSeq and is a predicted model, not a curated record. Gene Ontology annotation, cellular component: mitochondrion. The transcript is spliced from 11 exons.